Malania oleifera is the source of this 1065-nucleotide messenger RNA. RefSeq lists its product as uncharacterized. NCBI's taxonomy places the organism in Eukaryota, Viridiplantae, Streptophyta, Magnoliopsida, Santalales, Ximeniaceae. The record is from RefSeq and is a predicted model, not a curated record. The transcript has a single exon. Bases 7 to 786 code for a protein of 259 amino acids.
ACAUUAAUGAUGGAGCAUUGGUCAUUAAAUGGUGCGGCGUGGGAUACCAUCUUGACACUAGUUUUUAUAUCCCAUAGUCAGUAUCCCACUUGUUAUAUAUAUAUAUACGGCUUCAAUCUCUUAGGUACCUUUGAUUUAAUCAUCACAACAAGAAAAAACUAUAGCAGCCGAAAGUUAACAGCAUUUUCAUUUUCCCCAUUUUCCCAUACUCCAAGAGCUGGAUUAGAUCCCAAUAACCUAAAAAUGCCCAGGGGAAGAAACUCUGACCUUCGCCAAAAUGAUCGCAGCUCCCUCCACAUCAAGGAAGACGACAAGUUCUUCUCCAAGCUCCUUUCCAAGGAGAUCUCAAGCAAGGCUCCUUCCUCCAGAGUGUACUACGGCGGGUUGAGCGGCGCAGUGCCCUUCGGGUGGGAGUCCCAGCCAGGGACCCCUAAGCAUUCUCUCUGCGACACUCCCAUGCUGCCUCCUCUCACACCUCCCCCCUCCUACUACUUCACCACUUCCACCAAGAAACCCAUGAAGACCGGCAGAACCAGUGCUACUACCCCAAGAUCAUCAUCAUCCAAUCUCCUCCGCAGCUUCUUAUACCCUAACAGAUUCAGAAAAAGUAGGACAACCCAUUUGCCAUCCUCACCAUCUUCUUCGUCAACAUCUUCAUCGUCUUCGUCUUCGUCGUCGUCUUCGUCGGAUCUGACUAGUGUUCAGAGUAGAGGUUUUAAUUAUGGAUCAUCGGCUGCUGCAGCUUUGUGUUUUGGGAUUGGGAUUUGGGAAGAAGGAGAGAGAUAAUGGGCUUCAAGGCUGCUAUUCUGCUGUGAUCAGGAAGAAAGCUCUUGUGUCCACAAUGGUUGGCGGCCAUUGAUGAUCAGUGGUACUGCCGCUGGCUAGCUAGCUAGCUCGAAGAUUAGGAUCAAUUCUCCACUUCCCUUGUUUUUGUUUUCGUUCUUUUUUUAUUUUUUGGUAGUCAUUUCGACUGCUAAAAUUAGUGGAAAUUAAUUGAUGAUUUGUGGGGUGGGAAUUGUAGUUAGCAACAGAAAUAGUAUUUAAUAAGGUUUGCUUAAUUUCCUA